Molecule: messenger RNA, 717 nt
Organism: Dovyalis caffra
Lineage: Eukaryota; Viridiplantae; Streptophyta; Magnoliopsida; Malpighiales; Salicaceae
Source: the annotation of a GenBank genome assembly
AUGGUUUCCAGGACUCGUUUAAUUGUGUCAGAUUUUCUAAUUUCUGUUAUGUGGGUAUGGUCAGGGGCUUUAAUAAAAAUGUUUGUGUUCAAGGUUUUGGAGAUGGGGCAUGAUUCGAGAGGAGAAUUUAUGAAGAAUUCUUUGUCAGUUUUGAACAUGUUCGUUUUCGCAUUUUUGGCUAAGGUUACUAAAGGGGCGGCUUAUAAUCCUCUUACUGUUUUUGCUUCUGCUAUUUCUGGGGAUUUCUCUCAGUUUCUCUUUACCAUUGGGGCAAGAAUCCCUGCUCAGGUAAUUGGAUCUAUCACUGGUGUUAGGCUCCUUAUCGAUACCUUUCCCGAGGUAGGACUUGGACCCCGUUUGAAAGUUGACAUCCAUAAAGGAGCUCUCACAGAAGGAUUGCUGGCAUUUGGAAUUGUUACCAUCUCUCUUGGGCUUGCAAGAAAGAUCCCUGGAAGUUUCUUCACGAAGACUUGGAUCUCAAGUGUUUCAAAGUUAUCCCUUCACAUACUUGGCUCUGAUCUAACCGGCGGUUGUAUGAACCCAGCCUCUGUGAUGGGAUGGGCUUAUGCCCGUGGGGAUCAUAUAACCAAGGAGCAUAUUCUCGUGUAUUGGCUUGCCCCAAUAGAGGGAGCUCUGCUGGCGGUAUGGACAUCUAAGUUGCUAUUUCGGCCCCAAAAACAAGACGAGAAAGAAAAGUUGAAGGGCAAAACAGAAUGA